This is a messenger RNA of Schizosaccharomyces osmophilus, 1608 nucleotides long. RefSeq names its product chaperonin-containing T-complex zeta subunit Cct6 (gene cct6). Gene Ontology annotation, biological process: protein folding. The transcript has 4 exons. The coding region runs from base 1 to 1608 and encodes 535 amino acids. The record is from RefSeq and is a predicted model, not a curated record. Gene Ontology annotation, molecular function: ATP hydrolysis activity; ATP binding; ATP-dependent protein folding chaperone. Gene Ontology annotation, cellular component: chaperonin-containing T-complex. NCBI's taxonomy places the organism in Eukaryota, Fungi, Ascomycota, Schizosaccharomycetes, Schizosaccharomycetales, Schizosaccharomycetaceae.
AUGUUAUCGUUACUGAAUCCUAAAGCAGAGUCCAUUCAGCGCUCACAAGCGUUGCAGGUCAAUAUUUCCGCUGCAGUAGGUCUUCAAGAUGUAUUAAGAAGCAACCUGGGUCCUACUGGUACCACCAAAAUGCUGGUUGAUGGUGCUGGUGGAAUUAAACUUACUAAGGAUGGAAAAGUACUUCUUUCAGAAAUGCAAAUUCAAAACCCCACUGCUUCUUGCAUUGCUAAAGCAGCUACUGCUCAGGAUGAAGUCACUGGAGAUGGCACAACAUCUGUCUGUCUUCUCGUCGGUGAGCUUCUUAAACAGUCUGAGUUGUAUAUUCGUGAAGGUCUUCAUCCAUCUUUAAUUAGUGAUGGUUUUGACCUUGCCAAAAUAGAAUCCUUGAAGUUCUUGGAAAACUUCAAAACCAAGUUUGAAAUUGACCGUGAGGUUUUGCUGAACGUCGCCAAGACAUCAUUGAGCACAAAGAUAUCUUCCAAGGUUGUGGAGACCUUGGCUCCUGCAGUUGUAGAUUCUGUAUUAGCUAUACGGAAAGAAAAUGAGUCGAUUGAUCUCCACAUGGUCGAAAUCAUGAAAAUGCAGAACCGUUCAUCUUCUGACAGCAAAAUAAUUAAAGGCCUUCUUUUAGAUCACGGAGCCCGUCAUCCUGAUAUGCCCAAGCAGGUGAAGAAUGCUUUUGUUUUAACUUUGAAUGUUUCUUUGGAGUAUGAAAAGAGUGAAAUCAACUCUGGUUUCUUCUAUAGUACCCCUGAGCAGAGAGAACGUUUGGUUGAAAGUGAAAGAAACUUCGUCGAUCAGAAACUUCGUAAAAUUGUUGAACUUAAGAAGGAAGUUUGUGAAAGAGAUCCUACUUCCAACUUUGUAGUUAUCAAUCAGAAGGGUAUUGAUCCUCUUUCUUUGGAUGUGUUGGCAAAGAAUGGUAUUAUGGCUUUACGACGUGCCAAGCGUCGUAAUAUGGAGCGUUUACAAUUGGUUUGCGGCGGUGUUGCUCAAAACAGUGUCGAUGAUCUUACCCCUGAAGUCCUCGGCUGGGCUGGUUCUGUAUACGAACAAACCAUGGGUGAAGAGAAGUUUACUUUUGUCGAAGACGUCAAGGAACCUAAAAGUGUCACGAUUCUUAUUCACGGACCCAAUGACUAUACGAUCAAGCAAAUUCAAGAAGCUACCAGAGACGGUCUUCGCGCUGUCAAAAACGCUUUAGAGGAUAAUAGCUUGGUCGCUGGUGCCGGUGCUUUCGAAAUUGCUUGUGCUGGUCAUCUUCGUAAUAAAUUUGCUCAAGAAGAAGUAAAAGGAAAAGCUAAAAUGGGUGUUUAUGCUUUUGCUGAUGCCCUUUUAGUUAUACCAAAGACUUUGGCUGCCAACUCGAGUUACGAUAUCCAAGAUGCUAUUGUAGCUUUACAAGAAGAAGCUAUGGAAGGAUAUAAGGUUGGACUUGAUAUUCGAACGGGUUUGCCAUUCGAUCCUGAAAUAGAAGGAAUCUACGAUAACUAUAGAGUCGUUCGUCAUAUGUUGCAUUCUGCUACCGUUAUUGCCAGCAAUUUAAUUAGCGUGGACCAAAUUCUUCGUGCUGGCCGAAGCAGUUUGAAGGAAGGACCCCCUGAGUAA